Molecule: messenger RNA, 3790 nt
Organism: Cryptotermes secundus
Lineage: Eukaryota; Metazoa; Arthropoda; Insecta; Blattodea; Kalotermitidae
Exons: 6
Coding region: 285-2096 (603 amino acids)
Source: RefSeq, a predicted model, not a curated record
GACUUGUGCAUGUGGUCGUUCAAGUUAGUACUGGUCUUCUUUAGUUCAGUUUUUGUACGGAAAACGAAGAAAAGUGGAAAAGCAUUGAGCUUAGUGUGACAAAAUUGGGUGUCUGAAAUGGUGGAUUUUGUGUUACCAAGUGAUUCUAAUCCGGUUUUUACACCAAGGACAGUAUAUGUGACUAUGGGUGUGAUGUUCAGGGGCACAUAAAAUUUAAUUCCCUCUUCAUAUUUAAAAAAAUAUUCCGAGUUAAACGUAUUGUACUUAUUUAAUAACUGUAUAUAAUGGAUAAAUGCGAGAAGCAAGAAAUUGACUUGUCUUGUGAAGUUUCAUCCCUGCAGUACUUCAAAAGUUCUUUUGCCAGAUCUAUGGCUGUUGACUGCAUGGACCAAAGUAAAUCACUAGAUAAUGCUUUUCUGGACAGACCAUUUGUUAGUGGAAAAGGUGCCCAUCGCCAAACUGAAAGUGAAACAUUGUGGACUUCAUCUUCUAAGAACAGUAAUCGAAAUUGUAAAGUUACAACACUGUGCGAAAGAAAUAAACUGUUGCAAAAUGGUUGUGAUUUGUCUUAUGUUACACCUCUCAGGAAGAACAACAGAACUAGAAGUCAAAGCAUUGAUGCCGAAAAGCUUUGGAAAGCAAAACAGGAUGUAUCAAGUGAUGUGGUUCAUCAGAAUGACAUAAAUCGCAGUGGUCAUCUCCAGAAUGCUUGCAACUCACACACCGAAUCUGACGUCCUUCGUCUUCGAAGGGAGUGCCAGAACCUUCUAGAAGAGAACAGGCGUCUUCACACAGCUUUGGAGUUACGUUCAGUACCCUUCACAAACGGCCGAAGCUUGCAGAUGAUAGACAGCACCAUUCUGCAGUCCCAAGUUGACACUUUGCAGUGGCAACUCAAGCAGGCCGAGUCAAGUCGGCAAAUGUACCGGGCCAUGAUGGAACAGGUUGUGAGAUUUCUGGAGCGAGCAUACAAGAAUCUUGACUUAAUUAAGGACAAAAUGGACCCCACAGGAAGAUCAAACAAGUCAAGCCCUUCCAGAGUUCCUCGAUCUCGCAGUGUCCAUACAGUGGAUGUUUCACCGAGUCGAGAAUCCUCAAAAUCUGAAACUCCACCUCACUUCCCGCGUGCUAAAAGUAUCGCACAGAUCGAAGCUUCUCCCAACUACAGUACUUUCCGUGACUUCACAUGGCGCCGCCCAAGACCAGCUCGUUCUGAACCUGAUGAAGUUCCACCUGAGAAAUUAUCUCAAGAAGCAUUCCGCUUGCUUCGUACAGCACAGUCAUUACUGAACACCAGAGAACCUGACCUUGUGCAAAGACUGUAUCCAGAAAUCGAACGCGAUACCGUUCCUGACCAUGACUCUAGCAACAGCCAUCGCAGUAGUCUUUCCUCACCCAUACAUGGACCAGAUGAACAUUUAGAUACAGGCACUUUUCCAAGUAGCAGCAAUCGAAAACCUGAGUCAAUUUCUUUGUCAGCUGGCAGCUGCAAUUCCCUUCAGCGACAAUCACUUGAUACAUCAUCCCUCCAUUCUGCUAGCAACACUAAUAACAGCUCUUUAACUAGUGGACUAGAAUCUGCCUUUGCUGGAGGCUGCAGCACCAUGUCCCCAACGUACACUUCUUCCCUUGGUCGUCCUCGAAAAUGCAAGGCAUCUACUCUUCCUGUGCUGGAGUCAGGUUAUAUGACACAAGGCAGCGUAAACAGCAGUCGACCUGUACCUCAGCUCAGUGUGAGCUCAACUGAGGAUGAGAGUGGGUUCUCCUCCAUGAACUCCUUCCAAGAAGUGGGACUGCCAUUGAUAAAUGAAUCCCCAACUUCAGUCUACGCCAAACACCCAUCUUCAUGCAAUGACACCCGGUAUCAUCCUAGUACUGAGAACUUGACAAGCCAGCCAGCAUCUUACUGUGGACCUACAUACCAGGAACUGGGAUUGCCAGUAGUCGACAUUCCAUCGAAUAACUGCAACAAGAAAGGUGCCACUCCAACACACAGACGCUGGAGUUCCAGCCCGGCUGAAACUAUAUCACAUUACUCAAAAAACAGUGCCUCAUUUAUUGGUGCAGGAGAGGCAUUAAGGGUUCUUUGGGUCUGAAUGCAAAUGUAUAUAUAUAUUCUGCUGCUUUAGUGUUUUUAAAGUAUAUUCAUUUUGCUAGCACCACUUAUGUCUCUACGGUAGCUAGCAGCACUUAUGUCUCUACAGUAGCUAGCAGUACCUAUUACUGCUUGGUAUUUCACUCACUUGGAUUGUUUGCAAUUUGUAAAAGUUGCUUGAUUACAAUAAAUAAUCACUCGCUUUCCUGGAUAUAAAAUGUGCUAUUUAUCUGUAAACAAAAUCUGCAAGUAAUGAAUUGAAAGGAUAAAAGUGUAUACAUUGAUUCAUAUCACUAAGAUAGGGAUUGAUAGAACACUUAAUUAACAAAGAAUAAAUGCUUAUUUCUUGGUACUUGGUACCAGCAUUCAGACAGUGCAACUUUUAUGAUAUUUUCAGUCUUAGUUUAAAUGUCCCGGCCCAUAGUCACAGUUUAACUGAAUGUGUAGUGGAUAUGUGUCAUUUAAAGGUAAUGUCAUCCUCAGCUUUGCUCUUAAAAGAUUAGUUAAGAUACUUCUUAAGAGUGUGAAUUCCAGUGUGUCUACAUAUUCUUUUCGUUUUUAUUCAUUCUCCAUAUUGGAUUGAAGAGUACUGUCGUCUGUGAAGUAAUGCUCUUUUAAUCUAGCAGAAUCUAGCAGACAUUUCAGUGGGGCAUACUACUUCCAUCUUCAGGGUUGAAGAAUAAAUAAAGGAACCAGCAAGAAAUGUAUGACAAGGAGUUUCUUGCAGGUUCUUACUUGACUUAACCUGCAACUGUGAAGAUGGAGGUCAUAUGUUUCUCUGAACUGACAGUGAACUCAUAGAAAUAUUCUGUUUUAGCCUCAUAUUGUGUAUGCGAAUUGUCAUUAUUUUAUACUUAUUAUUCUGGAGAUGCAAAAAAUAAAUAAAAAUAAAUAGUGGACUCCUACUGAACUACACUCGGUUAAUCCCAGAAGGCAGUACUCUUCAUUGCCAACACUGAGAACCACACAUUCUCCAUGCUGGAUUGUUUGCUGAAUUAAAUCUGUAGAGGCAGAAUUGUACUACUGUGUGUUUCAGCCUGAACUUAUUAUUGUUUCAGUGCUGGAUUAAUCACAGAGUAUCCAACAUUUGAGAACUAUCUUGGGGUCAGUAUGUCUGGAUACACUUUAUUGAGAAGUACAGGAAAAUAUGCAGAUGUGAAACUUUAUCCGCAAUUUGUGCACAGAGAUGGAUCUGAUUACCAAUAAAAAACAAAAUUUCAUUUACGUAUUAAUUUAAACGUUGCAUUUUAUUAAAACAUUAAACUUUUGAAACAGAUGGACAGCCCACAGUCGCCAUUUCCCCAUAGAAUGAACUCCCUCAGGACCAGUCUUAAAUUCAUUCUCCAGCUCAAGAAUUUUAGUAGAGAAACCUCUUGGAUAAUAUCUAUUUGAAAUUCCAUAGAGGAGACAAGAGCGGGUGGAUAGUACCUUAUUGGGAUCAUGUGCUCUGUGUGUGUGUCGCUGCUCAUCUUUAAUACGCUCUGUCUGGUGUGUUGUGUCACAAUAGUGUAUUAAAGAUGAGCAGCAACACACACACAGUGAGCCUGCACAGAAUAAUACGUGAAUGGUGCUGAAAAUAAGAAAUAGCCGCCGCAGCACAUGUGGACACACAGAGCAGGUAUCCCCUGUGAUGUAAAACUUUAAUUUUGAAUUUUAAAAGUUAUAAAAUUUUAAAUUUUAAAUUAGAAUUCUAAA